AAUGGGUUGUUCUUCUUCAAAUGUAAAACUGUCAAUUUAUAAAUUAGAGUGCCGAUGUAAAUAAUCCUGGAAAUGCCCCAAAAGCUGAAGUUAUUUUUAUAUUGGUAUUUUCUUAUAUUAUUUUAAUAGGGAGGACCUGGAUCAGGUAAGGGUACACAAUGUGAAAAGAUGGUUAAAGAUUAUUGCUUUUUGCAUAUAAGUACUGGAGAUUUGUUAAGAGCAGAAAGAUAGAAAGGUAAAUUUUAUACACUAAGUUAGGUGGACCUGAUGCUGAAGAAUUGGAAAAUAUUAUGAGAGAAGGUAAAUUAGUUCCAUCAGAUAUAUUAGUAAAGUUAAUCAAAAAAGUAUAAAGUUUUUUAUAAUUUUGAGGAAAUUGAAUCUUUGGGAAAUACAGGAAGAUAUAUAUUAGAUGGAUUUCCAAGAUCAUAAGAUAAUUGGUAAAGUUGGAAUAAAAUAAUUGGAAAUUCUGUAAAUGCAAGAUUUUUGUUAAUGUUUGAAUGUUCAGAAGCAGUAAUGGAAUAAAGACUUUUAAAGAGAGGAGAAACAUCAGGUCGAGCAGAUGAUAAUGCAGAAACAAUAAAGAAAAGAUUUGCCACUUUUAUGAAUGAAACUCAACCAGUUGUAUAAGAUUUUGAGAAGAAGAAUAUGGUUAUCAAAGUUAGUGCUGAAGCAUCACCAGAUGAAGUUUAUGAAAAUGUGAAAAAAGCAUUAACUAAUAAAGGUGUUUAACCAUAAAAACGACCUGAAGUCUUAUUUGUUUUAGUAAAUAAUAUUUUUAAUUUAAGGGAGGACCUGGUUCAGGCAAAGGAACUUAGUGUGCUCGGAUUUCUAAAGACUUUUAAUAUGUUCAUUUAUCAACAGGAGAUUUACUUAGAGAAGAAUAAAAGAAAGAAGGUCCUCUAUAAGCAGAAUUGAAAUCAAUUAUGGAAGCAGGUAAACUUGUUCCAUCUGAUCUUGUUGUUAAAUUAAUGAAAAAAGUAAUUUAUACAAUUUAAAUAUAAGGAAUUAUUAAGAAGAUAAUUUAGAGGAAAAUAUCUUUUAGAUGGAUUUCCUCGUAAUUAAGAAAAUAUUGAUUCUUGGAAUAAAAUUCUAGCUACUUUAGUGGAUGUAAAUUGUUUGCUUUACUUUGAAUGUUCUGAUGCUGAAAUGACUAAAAGACUUUUGGAGAGAGCUAAAACAUCAGGAAGAGCUGAUGACAAUGAAGAAACAAUAAAAAAAAGAUUAGCUACUUUUCAUUCUGAGACAAAACCUGUUCUUGGAAUAUUUAAAGAUUAAAGUAAAGAAUUCUUAUUAUAUUUUUAGAUAAAUUGAAAGUUAUUAAUUCAGAAUAAUUAGUUGAUGUAGUUUAUUCAAAUGUUAAAAAAGUAUUUAAAACAAGUGGAUUAGCAGUUACAUUAAAUGGUUAAAGACCUGCCAAAGGAAAAUAUGUUAUAGGUAUAAUAGGGGCUCCUGGAACUGGAAAAUAAGUUUAAUCUUAAAGAAUAUCAAAAAGAUUUGGAUUUCAACAUUUAUCAACUAAAUUAAUUAUAAGAGAUGAAAUUAAAAAGAAUACAUAAGAAGCAUAAACAAUAAAAGAUUGUUAAAAAAAUAAUUAACCUAUUCCAGGAAAAGUAGUUGUUAAAUUAAUUCUUGCUGCUAUAAAUUAAUCAAAAGCUAGAAAAUUCAUAAUUGAUGGAUUCCCAAGAAAUGAAGAUAAUUUAAAUGCUUGGUAUUCUUAAACAAAUCAACCUGUUAGACUUAAAUAUAUUAUGUGUUUUGCAUGUUCUUAAGAAGUACUUGAUAAAAGGAUUGCAGCAGAUGUUGGUAAUUAUAAAAUUAAUAAUAAUCUAGCCAAAAAAGACUAAGCAAGUAUUUAAAGGAAAGUUGAAAUAUUAAAUAAUUAAACAAAUUAAAUUAUUUAAAUGUUUAAGAAAGAUGAAAGACUUAUUGAGAUAAAUACAGAACCUACAAUUGAUGAAGUAUUUGCAGAAAUUGAAAAAGUUUUUAUUGCCAAAAAACUUGAUAGAUGAGUC
Molecule: messenger RNA, 2012 nt
Organism: Paramecium pentaurelia
Lineage: Eukaryota; Ciliophora; Oligohymenophorea; Peniculida; Parameciidae
Source: the annotation of a GenBank genome assembly